Molecule: messenger RNA, 468 nt
Organism: Durio zibethinus
Lineage: Eukaryota; Viridiplantae; Streptophyta; Magnoliopsida; Malvales; Malvaceae
Source: RefSeq, a predicted model, not a curated record
AUGAUUUUGGUCAGUAUCAUCAACAACUUCGAUAACAAGAAAAUCCUCCUUGAAUCACGCCAGCUACUCUCUGAUGGAACUAUGCAGCCUUGCUGCACUCCUCUUUCCAGAAGGAUAAAAACACGGGAGUCAGCAGAAGAUGCAGCUCACCGUGCGAUCAAAGAAGAACUUGGGUUUCUCUUGAAGCUAGAAGAUAAGAAAGAAAUGGUUCGAAUCGUGCCUGAAACAUACAAGAAAAAGGAACACCAGAUGAUAUCCUGGUCAUACCCUGGACUGAUGUCAAGGUACAUGAUACACACCGUGAAUGCACACGUCAUGGGGUUGCCUGACGGGAAUUUCAGCACAGAGGCUGAGGAGUUUGGGGAUUGUAGUGAUGAGCUCAAAGCGGUUGUGGAGAAAGCGUUGCGUGUUAAAAGGCGUUAUUGGAUUUGGAGGCGGGUUGAAGAGGGCACUUCAGCAGCUUUUUGA